Trichechus manatus latirostris (Florida manatee) is the source of this 1414-nucleotide messenger RNA. RefSeq names its product sodium voltage-gated channel beta subunit 1 (gene SCN1B). Gene Ontology annotation, molecular function: transmembrane transporter binding; sodium channel inhibitor activity. Gene Ontology annotation, biological process: regulation of sodium ion transmembrane transporter activity; cardiac muscle cell action potential involved in contraction; sodium ion transport. Bases 111 to 767 code for a protein of 218 amino acids. The transcript has 6 exons. Gene Ontology annotation, cellular component: voltage-gated sodium channel complex. The record is from RefSeq and is a predicted model, not a curated record. Lineage: Eukaryota; Metazoa; Chordata; Mammalia; Sirenia; Trichechidae.
GCGCCCGCGCGCUCCCGGGGACAUUCUAACCGCCGCCGGGUCCCGCUGCCUCUCGCCCCGCUAUUAAUACCGGCGGCCCAGGAGGGGGGCGCAGCGCGCGCGGCGCAGUCAUGGGGACGCUGCUGGCCUUCGUGGUCGGCGCAGCGCUGGUGUCUUCAGCCUGGGGGGGCUGCGUGGAGGUGGACUCUGAGACCGAGGCUGUGUACGGGAUGACCUUCAGAAUUCUGUGCAUCUCCUGCAAGCGGCGCAGUGAGACCACUGCUGAGACCUUCACUGAGUGGACCUUCCGCCAGAAGGGCACUGAGGAGUUUGUCAAGAUCCUGCGCUAUGAGAACGAGGUCCUACAGCUGGAGGAGGACGAGCGCUUCGAGGGCCGCUUGGUGUGGAACGGCAGCCGGGGCACCAAGGACCUGCAGGACCUGUCCAUCUUCAUCACCAACGUCACCUACAACCACUCGGGGGACUAUGAGUGCCACGUCUACCGCCUGCUCUUCUUUGAGAACUACGAGCACAACACCAGCGUCGUCAAAAAGAUCCACCUGGAGGUGGUGGACAAAGCCAACAGAGACAUGGCGUCCAUUGUGUCCGAGAUCAUGAUGUACGUGCUCAUCGUGGUGCUGACCAUCUGGCUGGUGGCGGAGAUGGUAUACUGCUACAAGAAGAUCGCCGCUGCCACAGAGGCUGCAGCUCAGGAGAACGCCUCGGAAUACCUGGCCAUCACCUCAGAGAGCAAAGAGAACUGUACUGGCGUCCAGGUGGCCGAAUAGCCCCGGCCCUGGGCUUUGCCUCAGAGAAGAGCCAGCCCUAAUGGGGAACAUCCAGGCACAGCCUGCCCCCUCAAUGGGGGUUGGCCAUUUCUGGGCCUCCAUGCACCUCAGAAUCCUGCCAACAGAGCCGUCAGGGUGGGAGGGGGGGCAGGGGGCUUGGCUCGCACCCCCAUUCCAGCCUUCUUCCACCUGCCCCCCGUCACCCACCCACCGCCAUGCAUGAUGGGUAAAGCAAUACUACCGCUGCCCCCACCCCGCUUCUGCUGCCUGUGGGGGGGCGGUGUGGCGGGGGCAGAGGCUCCUCACCCUCCUUCUUGCUAAUUUGCACAUAUGGGCCGCUUCAGACACGCACUGCUGGGGCCCAGCCCCUCCCUGCCCCGUCCCUGCCCAGUGAGGGUUGUGCUGGGCCGGAAUAGUUUGGGGCAGGGGGUUCUGGGACCCACCCCGACCCCCAGCGACAUUACCCCUCCCGCUUCCUCCGGCUGGACCUGGGGUCCCCGUCCCUGUGAUGCACUCUUGUCCUGGCCAGACCCAACCCCACGCUCUCUCACCAGCCUUGGACUGUGGCCCUUUAGAAAGGGCCCAUUCAGCCUCGCCUCAUUUCACAGAAGUAGUUUUGUUCAUGAAAUAAAGGUUCUUGGACUUGA